Rhodotorula toruloides NP11 is the source of this 2313-nucleotide messenger RNA. RefSeq names its product 3'-5' exonuclease. Gene Ontology annotation, biological process: nucleobase-containing compound metabolic process. The transcript has 7 exons. Gene Ontology annotation, cellular component: nucleus; cytoplasm. NCBI's taxonomy places the organism in Eukaryota, Fungi, Basidiomycota, Microbotryomycetes, Sporidiobolales, Sporidiobolaceae. Bases 1 to 2313 code for a protein of 770 amino acids. Gene Ontology annotation, molecular function: nucleic acid binding; 3'-5' exonuclease activity. The record is from RefSeq and is a predicted model, not a curated record.
AUGCAGGCCUGGCAGCCAGGCGACCCGAUUCACUUCGCCUCGCGUCCUGAGCGGGAGGAGAGGGCGGUGAGAGGAUGGUCGCCGGGCGAUCCUAUUCGCUUUGGCAGAGUUGAUGAGGACGCGGAAGUGAGCCGUGGCACGUUCGCUGGCCGGACGGGUAGUCCAGCGAAGAAGCAGGCUCGGAAGAGUACUCCCUCCCCACGACGACCUCCGGAGUACUCUAUCGCUACGAGGGCGACAGGUCCGUCCUCCCCGCGAACGAACUCGCCCUUCGACCGUUCUUCCGCCUCUUGGGUUUCGCAUCGCUUCGAACCGCCGUCUCCUUCUCCUUCCGUCGAAUCCGGCGCUCACAAGGACGACAGCUUCGACAGUACCGCCCGCUUCUCGCCGAGCCAGCAUGGAGCGCCUCAGCCAGCCAUGCCGCCAUACCUCCCUCAAGCUCCCUCAGUCAGCGCGUUACCGCCUCCUGCGCCCUGCGUCUGCGCACUUUCAAGCUCGAUGCGAUCACCUCGAGGCGCAACGCAGGUCUCGCAAGCGGAGAUUGACGAGCUCGUCAACGGCGUGGACUUCGAGGAGGACCUGCCGUCCUCGAGCGAUGCCGCUCCGCUAAUGGUGCCAGGGCCAUCCUUGGAUCGCCGCGAGCUCGAGAACCUCGUUUCAGGUAUCGACUUUUCGGAUGGCUUUGAUGCGACAGACCUGGACGACUCGGUCGAGAUUCUUGCGCAACCUCGACCGACGACUUCGCGCCUACCUUCUUCGCCCACCCUACCUGCCGCUGCUCCGCUCGCUGGAGCGUGGCCUCCGCGGUCGCCUCGCCUCGCCUCGACUCCUCCGCGCCCUGCCACUCCUCAUCUGUCGGCCGCCUCGCGCCGCCGCACUCCCCUACGCCCUUGCAGCGCCAUUAUCGACUUGACAAACUCUUCUCCGUCACUCCCUCCUCCGUCAGUACGCAGCUUCGCGACAACCUCGAAGGCUGCUAUGGAUUGGGACGAUCUGCUUGACGAUGAGGACCUGCACCUCCGUGGCGGCCAACCCGUCUCCUCGGCACCAGCAGCGGAGACGGGGCAUCUUACGCCUGCUGCAGCCAAGCCUCCGCCUCCCGCCAAGCCGGUAUCGAAGCAUCGCAAACCUCCGACCGCACGGUCCAGAAGUGCCGCUGCCGACAAGGAGAACGACCCGAAGGCGACGACGCGAAAGGGACGUCCUCUGUCGGCAACGGCUCUCAGGAAUCAAGCUUCAGCGGAGAAGGAUGCGGCAGCGCGAGCGAAGUGGGCCAGGACGUUCAACUUCCGCGAAUGGGCGCCUCGCGACAUCAAGGUCAUCUACUCGACCAACGCCGACGAGGUCCGACAGGUGCUGUCCACGAUGGAGGGGCCCUUCGGUUUCGACCUCGAGUGGAACAUCUACGGUCCGCCGUCAAGCCGUCGUGCCGCCCUCGUCCAGGUGUGCGAUCGUAAGACCGUCCUCCUCGUGCACGUCGCUCGCAUAUGUGGCGAUUCUGGCAAGGAGCGCAAGGGUUUCGCCUUCCCGGACGCGCUCAAGGAGUUCAUCGAGGACGACUCGAAGAUCAAGCUCGGCGUGAACAUCGGCGGCGAUGCAACCAAGCUCAGGAAGGACUUUGAUCACAGCCCGCGCGGCGUCCUCGACCUCAACAGCAUCCGCCUCCGGCACGAUCCAGAGACUAUCGCGCAUCGACGCCUCGUCAGCCUGCAGCAGCUCGUCGGCUCGUAUCUCGAUUGCUACUUGCCGAAGGAUAGCGACAUCAGGUGCAGCAGGUGGCAUGAGCGCCUCUCGGAACAGCAGCUCGAAUACGCUGCAAACGACGUCUACUCGUCGCUGAUGGUCGUGCACGCGAUCCACUCGCUCGCCGACCUCACCCCGGACGAAGCGCACAACGACUUGCGGUCCCUCGCCGACUCGCCGCCACCUCGCAACGUCGUCCCUCGUCAGGCGCCAGCAGCUGCCGCGGACGCUGAACAUGCGGCUCCCCGCGAAGCCGCCCUCGCCGCUCUCUCGCCUCGUCGCCUCGAGCUGUUCGGCUACUUCAGCGACCCGACACUCUCGUUCGACGACGUUCACGCCAAGAUGAACGAGACGGGCAGCAUGAAGCCUCUCUCGGUCGUCUGGACUCUCCUCAGCACGUACGCCGAGCUGCGAACCAAGGGCGUCGAGGACGGAUUCGACGUUUCUCGCCUUCGCGACUUUGCCCUCGCCGUCGAGGAAGACUGGUCGCCCAGGUUCCUCGCCGAGCACGGUACGCUCGUCACGGAGCUGCGUCGGGUCGCUCCGGCGCAGAGCAAGGCAUCGGGCUGA